AUGCGUAAACGAGCUCCAACAAUCCUUCCUUCCGCCAAUCAAUUACCAGCUGCCAGUACUCACUUCCAAGAAAUCACCGUUCAACUACUGUCACAAGAAACAACCUCUCCUCUUCAAAACAACAUUUCCUCUUAUUUUUCUCGCAUGAAUGGACCUGUCUCUUGUCGUGCCUGUGGUGAGCGUUCGAAAAAACUAUUAUUCUCGUUCGGAGAGAAUAUUUAUUGUAAACGUUGUGCCUACGAUAUGGAACGUAUCUAUUUACAAAGUUUUCGACAACGAGAAGAAAUGAGAGAACGAGGAAAGAAAGCUUAUGAAGUUGACAUGCAAAUUGAAAAGAGCAAGGAUGCAAUUUCUCAACCUCCAGUCAUGAAUCAUCCUGUUAUGAAUGUAAUGAGACGUGCGAGUAUCAUUUCAGCGAAUUUUCCAGAACUGUUUUCUGGAAUUGGGAAUUCACCUUCUCAUGUGACAUCUGGAAGUGUGGGAUCUUCCGGUUUUACAUCUACGACGACUUCAUUGAAUCCAAUGGUUUUGAAUUUGAUGAAUAAUCCUUCCAAGAUGUCACAGUAG
Molecule: messenger RNA, 567 nt
Organism: Naegleria fowleri
Lineage: Eukaryota; Heterolobosea; Eutetramitea; Acrasida; Naegleriidae
Exons: 1
Coding region: 1-567 (188 amino acids)
Source: RefSeq, a predicted model, not a curated record